AUGAAAAGAUAGAACGGAUGCGAACUGGGGGGGGACCACCUCCUAGCACCUCAGCCCAAGAUAAUAUUGAUGAAGCGCUAACUGAGGCUACAGAUGUGGAGUUGCACUUCGCCAUUGAUAGUGACACGGUUUUUCAAGAAGGGCCAUCUGAAAACUGUGGGGAUAUUGCCUGUCAAGUUACAGUCAACGAGCAAAGUGAAGAUGGUGCCAUUGUUGACCUUCAAGCAGAUCAUAGCUAUACUACACCCAGUGGGAGUGCUGAGCCUUUCCUAGGUGAAGGAUCGCAGGAUACAGGUUCUGAGCAGACUAGCUCUGUUCCAUCUGCGACAGCAUGACGUACAAGGACCAUCAGCAGAAGAUCUGGCUCUCGGCUUUCAGAUUACACAGCAUCAUCUCAAGCAACAGCGCGAAAUGUGCGUUCCCAUGUAAUCACUGAUGAGUUUGCACUGAGAGAGGCAAAUUAUAAAAGGGCUCAGGAGAGAGAAGAAGAAGUUCACAAGCUGAAGAUUGCUGAGAGGGAGUUUCUGGUGAAGGCCGCUGAAGAGAAUUACAGAAAAGCAGUUGUUGAACGGCAGAAUGCCGAAGAAGUGCUCCGUUACAAUAAAGCAUUGCGUGAGGCUGCCGAAGCCAAAAAAUUGUAA
Molecule: messenger RNA, 641 nt
Organism: Chilo suppressalis (striped riceborer)
Lineage: Eukaryota; Metazoa; Arthropoda; Insecta; Lepidoptera; Crambidae
Source: the annotation of a GenBank genome assembly